UUAAGCGCCCAGUUCGGUGCAUUCCGCUAUUCGCUCUUGAAUCCACUGUCUUCAUAGUAACGGUUUUCCUCAGGAUUUAUAACAGCGGUUGUGCUUGGCGAGGCUCCAGAACAAUCUGCGCGUGUUUACAACGUCUCUCGCAGAGUGAAAGUUCGACACUACUAAAACAGGUCGCCCCGUAAGAACCGUUCUCUGACGUCAACUUUGGAGACACACCUUCCUUCGUGCGAAUAGUAUGGCAAACGUUAAAGAUUACCUAUGUCAGUUACUGGAGAAGGCAUGUGAACACGGUGAUGGUGGAGUCUCGGAGAUUGUUUGGGCUGUCUACCGCAACAAACCAUCAGCUUACUUUGAUGAUAUCCAAAACAACAAGGACAACCUCAUGGAGAAAUACCCUAAAGAUAAAGGAGGGGACCCGCGCUGUCCUCUAAACGGAAGACUCAAAGGUCUGUUCUUUGGAGUGACCCUGCGUGAUGGCGCUCUGCCAUGGAGUUCACCUUUCGGAGACACGAGAGUAACAUUGCCCCUCAGUUCAGUCUUCUAUGAAUCUACUAACUUGUAUUUCGCAGACUUCUUCUGUAUGCCUACAGGUGCUGAUACUCAUUAUGUGAUCUUGGUGAUCACAAAGAAUGGCUCGGAGUCCGAUCGGUUCUGUAAGCAGGAGCUGCUCGAAUUGGAUCCUUAUGACAACAUGUUCCUUUUCUGGCAGAGAGGCCGAUACAAGGCACUUUCCCGACAGGGACUGUGGCUAGAAGUGUUCUAUACAGAGGAUGUGGAUAUAUCGGGUUUAGCGCUUACACCAACUGCUGUGUUGGGACAAGGUCAUAGCUCAGGAGGAAUAGGCAAAGAUCCAAGUUGUCGCGUGUGUAAUGUCGGGCCUGACACCAGACCUCAACAGAGGCUGCACCUCAAGGAGCAAAUUGCUGGCAGAGGUGAUGGAGGAGCAAAUCAGAGGGAGAUGGGGUAUGGAGGAUCAAAUCAGAUGGAGGUGGAUGAUGAAGGAUCAAAUCAGAGAGAGAUAGGUUAUUGGGGAUCAAAUCAGAGGGAGAUGGGUUAUGGAGGAUCAAAUCAGAGGGAGAUGGUUAAUGGAGGAUCAAAUCAGAGGGAGAUGGGUUAUGGAGGAUCAAAUCAGUGGGAGAUGGUUUAUGGAGGAUCAAAUCAGAGGGAGAUGGGUUGUGGAGGAUCAAAUCAGAGGGAGAUGUUUUAUGGAGAAUCAAAUCAGAGGGAGAUGGGCUAUGGAGGAUCAAAUCAGAGGGAGAUGGGUUAUGGAGGAUCAAAUCAGAGGGAGAUGGCUUAUGGAGGAUCAAAUCAGUGGGAGAUGGUUUAUGGAGGAUCAAAUCAGAGAGAGAUAGGUUAUUGGGGAUCAAAUCAGAGGGAGAUGGGUUAUGGAGGAUCAAAUCAGAGGGAGAUGGUUAAUGGAGGAUCAAAUCAGAGGGAGAUGGGUUGUGGAGGAUCAAUUCAGAGGGAGAUGGGUCAUAGGGGAUCAAAUCAGAGGAAGAUUCGAUAUGGAGGAUCAAAUCAGAGGGAGAUGGUUUAUGGAGGAUCAAAUCAGAGGGAGAUGGGUUAUGGAGGAUCAAAUCAGAGGGAGAUGGGUUGUGGAGGAUCAACUCAGAGGGAGAUGGUUUAUGGAGGAUCAAAUCAGAGGGAGAUGGUUUAUGGAGGAUCAAAUCAGUGGGAGAUGGUUUAUGGAGGAUCAAAUCAGAGGGAGAUGGGUUAUUGAGGAUCAAAUCAGAGGGAGAUGGUUUAUGGAGGAUCAAAUCAUUGGGAGAUGGUUUAUGGAGGAUCAAAUCAGUGAGAGAUAGGUUAUUGGGGAUCAAAUCAGAGGGAGAUGGGUUAUGGAGGAUCAAAUCAGAAGGAGAUGUUUUAUGGAGGAUCAAAUCAGAGGGAGAUGGGUUGUGGAGGAUCAAUUCAGAGGGAGAUGGGUCAUAGGGGAUCAAAUCAGAGGGAGAUUCGUUAUGGAGGAUCAAAUCAGAGGGAGAUUCGUUAUGGAGGAUCAAAUCACAAAGGAGAUGGGUAACGGAGCGGCGAAUCAAAACCGGUGAAUCAUUCAGAUCAGAUGAAGGUCAAAUGAUGAUUCAUUCGGGGAUGGUUGAAGGUACUUUCCAAUCUCACUCAAAUGUUAGUCUUGCUGUAGGGGAGUUACAUUACACUUUCACUGUACAGUCACCGCAUGCUGACUGUUACGGAUGAUUGAGCCCAACCUUGCUUUUUAUCAAUAUUAAAUUCUGUGCCAACGUUGAACUCAUUCACCAGAUGAAGGAGUAAGCAUAUACUCCGGAGCGUUGUGUUCCUCAUAAUAAAGAAGUUGACAUUAAUUCGCUCUCUUAUGUAUAUCACUUCUAAAUGGCACUCAAACGCUUGACAUUUAUGUAGAUCAACCCGGCAUCGGUAAUUACUAUUCUACAUGGUUGUGGUUUUUGCCUUAUGCUUUUGGCCAUUGUUUAACUGUACAGAUUUUCUCGAAAACCGCCAUGAACCAUAUACAGCGCUGAAACUUGGCAUACACCAUUAAGGGAUAAAUAUGUGGAUCAAGUUUUAAAAUCAGCAUGUCCCUUGUUUUUCAUUCAUAGUGCGAGGUGCCCAACAUGGUGACGAACUAUACAGUCAGUUAGAUGGUAAAGGGUUAUUAAAAUAAUGACAAAUACGUACACCUCACCGUGAACUGACAGAAAUAGUUUACUAACUUAGUGAAUUUCACUGUCCACCCAGACACCAAAAUGUGAGUAAACUUCACUACAGUUAGUAAAUGUUUGCUAAUUAGACUAGUAGAUGGCCGAUCGUAGAUUAGUAAAU
This is a messenger RNA of Haliotis rufescens (red abalone), 2793 nucleotides long. RefSeq names its product trophinin-like. NCBI's taxonomy places the organism in Eukaryota, Metazoa, Mollusca, Gastropoda, Lepetellida, Haliotidae. The record is from RefSeq and is a predicted model, not a curated record. Bases 236 to 1720 code for a protein of 494 amino acids. The transcript has 2 exons.